Corylus avellana is the source of this 1629-nucleotide messenger RNA. NCBI's taxonomy places the organism in Eukaryota, Viridiplantae, Streptophyta, Magnoliopsida, Fagales, Betulaceae. The record is from RefSeq and is a predicted model, not a curated record.
AUGGCACCUUGUGGAUUCUACAGCAAACUUUUCCUCCUUCCUCUAUGCAUACUCGGUCUACUCACCUAUGCAGCAAAUGCAAAUUUAGAUUGGCAUGCUAAAAAACACAAUGCUCCACAACAAUGGACAAACCAUGGUGGAGAUUUGUACAACAGAAGAUAUGCCAACAAGGAGACCAAGAUCAGCCCUGCAACUGUCUCCAAUCUACGUAUGAAAUGGGAAUUUUAUGCAGGAGGUGAUAUAAGUGUAACGCCAGCUGUUUUUGAUGGCACCCUUUAUUUUCCAAGCUGGAAUGGAAACAUAUAUGCAGUUAAAGCGUCUGAUGGCUCCCUUGUUUGGAAGAAGAACCUGCAAACAUUAACCGGCUUUAACAACACUGGUUUCAUUCUCAAUGUCAACUCAACAGUCGCAAGAUCAACCCCAACGGUAGCCGGUAAACUUCUCAUCAUCGGGAUCUAUGGCCCUGCUGUUGUUCUUGCUGUUAAACGGUCAACGGGGGAGCUUGUUUGGUCAACCCGGUUAGAUAAUCACACCAGAAGUUUCAUCACCAUGUCUGGAACUUACUACAAGGGGGGUUUCUAUGUUGGGACAUCCUCACUAGAAGAAGGCCUCAGUGUUGAGCAAUGCUGCACAUUUCGUGGCAGCUUCUCCAAACUUGACGUCCGAACUGGUGCAAUCUUAUGGCAGACCUUCAUGCUGCCUGAAAACUCGGGCAAAACCGGGGAGUAUGCCGGAGCAGCAAUAUGGGGAAGUAGCCCUUCCAUCGAUGUGGUACGAAACCUUGUAUAUAUUGCCACUGGAAACCUAUACUCUGCUCCUCCUCGUAUACUUGAGUGCCAGGAGAGGGAGAAUAACCUGACAGUACCUUCAUCUCCGGAUCAGUGUAUUGAGCCUGAUAACCACUCCAAUUCAAUCCUAGCCCUUGAUUUGGACUCCGGAAAAAUUAAAUGGUAUAAGCAGCUGGGUGGUUAUGAUGUAUGGUUUGGUGCAUGCAACUGGCAUUUGGAUCCCAGGUGCCCUCCUGGUCCAAGCCCAGAUGCUGAUUUUGGUGAAGCACCAAUGAUGUUGACCAUAUCUCUCAAUAGGACUAAGCGGGAUGUUGUUGUUGCUGUUCAAAAAAGUGGGUUUGCAUGGGCUUUAAAUCGUGAUAAUGGCAGUCUUAUAUGGUCUAAGGAAGCAGGACCAGGAGGCCUAGGUGGAGGAGGUAUGUGGGGUGCAGCAACAGAUGAAAGGAGGGUCUACACCAACAUUGCCAACAGCCAGCACAAAAACUUCACUCUCAAACCAUCCGAGAACACCACAAUUGCUGGUGGAUGGGUGGCAAUGGAAGCUCGCAAUGGCAAUAUCCUCUGGUCCACAGCCAAUCCUAGUAAUGCUACCGCCCCUGGCCCUGUUACUGUAGCCAACGGUGUCCUUUUUGCCGGAUCCACGUAUCAACGAGGACCCAUAUAUGCCAUGGAUGCAAAGACAGGAAAAAUUCUGUGGUCUAAUGAGACCGGAGCCACCAUAUAUGGUGGCAUAUCGGUGAGCGAUGGAUGCAUUUACCUUGGCAAUGGUUACAAGGUUACUGUUGGAUAUGUUAACCGGAAUUAUACGGCCGGAACCUCGCUUUAUGCCUACUGCGUAUAA